Messenger RNA from Branchiostoma floridae (Florida lancelet), 3495 nucleotides. Its product is annotated as neuronal acetylcholine receptor subunit alpha-9-like. Gene Ontology annotation, cellular component: neuron projection; postsynaptic membrane; synapse. The record is from RefSeq and is a predicted model, not a curated record. Lineage: Eukaryota; Metazoa; Chordata; Leptocardii; Amphioxiformes; Branchiostomatidae. Bases 140 to 1555 code for a protein of 471 amino acids. Gene Ontology annotation, molecular function: acetylcholine-gated monoatomic cation-selective channel activity; transmembrane signaling receptor activity. Gene Ontology annotation, biological process: chemical synaptic transmission; nervous system process; regulation of membrane potential. The transcript has 6 exons.
UUCAGUUUAAAGAAUCUAGCGCGUAGGUAGCCAUUAAUGGGUAGAAAUUAUCUGGAAAUUGACCAAUUUUCUGUUUGCUGUAGGUGGGAGGCGGUUGUAAGCUGUUUAAGUAAAAGGUGACAUCGUCAGAGCCGGACAGAUGUGGCUAACGAUAGCCGUUUGCAUUGUUACGGGUGGGCUUCUUCACGGGGCGCAUGGUGAGUUUGAUGGGAAGAAGCUGAAGAUGGCGAUACUGAAGGAUUACCAGAGAGGCGUCCGUCCCGUGGCGAACCACACCCACACCACGCCCCUCAAGAUGGGCAUGGACUUCAGACAGAUCAUCGACUUGGACGAAAAGCACCAAAUCCUCUCCAGUAAUGUUUGGAUGAGAAAGUACUGGAAGGACGAGGCGCUAACCUGGGACCCAGACGAGUACAACGGCAUGAAGUACAUCAACCUGCCUUCCACGGAGAUCUGGCUGCCGGACGUCGUCCUUACUAACAGUGCCGGAAAGAACCACGACCAGCCUCAGAACAACGUCAUCAUCAGCUACAACGGUGAGGUGACCUGGCUGGUGACCCGGAUGUACUUCAGCGCCUGCUACAUCAACACCUACUUCUUCCCGUUCGACGAACAGAAUUGCACUUUGACCUUUGCCUCUUGGACACACAGCGGCUUCGAAAUCGACCUCAUUCAAGAACCCGAACCGCCGAGCAAGUCCUAUUACGUCAACAAUGACGAGUGGAAGUUGAUUGACAUUUACGUCAGACGAGACGUUGUCUACUACGAGUGCUGUCCAGAACCGUAUCCGGAAGUGACGUAUACCAUACGGAUCCAGAGAAGGGCCCUGUUCUACGUCACCAACCUGUUGGCGCCAUGCUGUCUGCUGUCCUUUCUCGUCAUCUUCGGCUUCUACCUGCCGUCUGAUUCCGGGGAACGAGUCGGGCUGGGCAUCACCAUCCUGCUCUCGUACUCAGUGUUCCUGCUGAUGGUGUCGGAGUGGAUGCCGCCUACGUCACGGACGGUGCCACUGAUAGUGGUAUACUACAGCGUGACGAUGCUGCUCGUUACCCUGGCAACCGCCAUGACCAUCGCGGUGCUGAACAUCCACCACUGCGCAGCCCACACCACGCCGGUCCCUCACGUCAUCCGGUUUCUCGUGCUGAGACUUCUCGCGAGACUCGUGUGCAUGAACAGCGUGUCGUCUCAUUGGGAAGAAGAGCACCACCAUCCAUGGAACAUCGAGAGAACCAUCAACAUGUUCACCAUGAACACCCUGGACAACGGGCACGGCACGGACACCGAGUCGGUCGCGAAGAAUAAGAGCAAGCCGCCGGGAAACUCUCCAGGAGAGAACGGACUGUACGCGUCCCUCUUGAUGUCCAUGAGAGAGAUUCACAAGGAGAUCCGCACCAUAAACGCGAGGUUUCAGAGGACUGAUAUCCAGACUGGGAUCGAGGACGAGUGGAAGAAAGUAGCGAAGGUCAUAGACAGAUUUCUCAUGCUGCUGUUUGCUGUCGCCACCUGCCUGACGAGCGUUUGUCUUUUUUCCCAAGUGCCACAUUUCAAUCUAUAAAGAGAGAAAACAGUGUAACACUGGGGUUCAAGGACUGCUAAACUGACCAUGCAAAACGGCUUUAAGCAUUUUGGCCGAGCGGUUUAGCGUCUGGGUUUGUGAGCUGUCGGCCAGGGAUCGUCGCGGGUUCGAAUCCCAGGAGUCAGAAGAUUUCUAUAUAUUGUUUCUGUCUGUUUCUACGACCUUUUUGUGUGGCACAUCUAUAGCAUGUUACUCACAAGGCCGGUGUGGGAACCAUUUAAACAAGAGGAGAGUAGAAACCGAAAGAACCUGGCUCCCAGGAUUUAAACCUGGGCCGCCGGCUUACAAACCCAGCACCCAACCGAUUCGGCCAAAAGGCUUUAAGCCUUUAAAAAGCUGUUUGGCGUGGCCAGUUUAACAAUCUCUGAACCCCACUGUUACAUCAUGCUGCUGUAAAUACCUUAUGUCCGUAUUUACCACAGAAAGAAAGCAUAUUGACAAUCAUGAAUGGGACUGUGAAAGGUUGUAGAAGAAUUAAAUGUACAAAAUAAAAUAAACUACGCGGGGACGAUUUAAGCUAUAGAGUCAGCCAAUUGUACAGUGUUCUUUAGAUACUGCCGCAGAAAUAUAUAUGCUUAACUCUUGUAGAUAUUUAACGAAAAACGUUUUGCACUUUGACGCAAAGAGGUUGAUUGACGAAAGUUCACAUUGAUUUGUAUCAAUUUGUAACAGCCUGUUUCAAGUCCACCGGACCACACAUAGCUGUAAAUGCUGUUGCUUCUUACUACAUUACGGUAUGAACCACCGAUCUUAAAACUAGAACAAAAUGUAUCAAGUUAAUAUAAGAUAUCAAACUUACAACUGUAAUGCGAGGAUGGAUGCGACACUGUCGUUAAAACUGUAAUCACAUGAUCGUAUAUUCAGAACACUUUGUCAUAAUGCUCUGAAACCUUUGAUAGAACGCAGAUAACAUUUCAUUCCAAUGCUAUGUAUUGUUGAAUGAAGUGGUCUUAAAACUAGUCAACUAUACAUAUACGAACAACACACAAAUAUGCUCUCAAAGCUAGGUGUACCUACUAUAUACGUAUAUAGGAGUGGCCUUAACACACACUGUAAAAUACCAUUAGGUAUACCUUCCACAACUACAUACAGUAAUAUAUUUUAUUUCUCUAUUAAAAGAGGAACAUAGAAAUUUAGUCCAUAUAUAAACAUAGGUUUAAAAAAUCCACAUGGCUGCAUUAGUUAAAUAGGUAAUCAUAGUUUUCUGUGGUAGGUCAUCACGCUCUUAUUGGCUCGAGGAUACCUAAGGAUAUCAUGGCAGAGGAGACGUAUUAGAAGUUACUAAUCCUACUUAGUGUCUGCUGUCUACAAAUACUCAUAGGCAAUGUGUAUAUGUGUAUAUCUGUACCGAAUGGGCGUUAUGUCGUGUGAAAUAUUUGAUAUUACGUCGAUGAGGGUUAGAAGUCCUGGUAAGAAGAUACGCCAAGAAGUAGUUACUCAAGCAACUUCCAAAAUCAUGUUCAGUUGCUUGAGUAACUACUUCUUGUCGUAUUUGUUAUAACAUCGAUUGUAGAAGCAGCACAUUUAAUGUUUGGACAAAGUAUUGAAGGACAUUUGUAUAUUUACACAGAGGACAAUUAAGGUUACCCCAUGAUCGACAACAAGACUUAGAUAAUGAUUGGCCUUGUACUAUGUGAUGGUCAUGUGCACAUUUAAUAAAUGUGUGCGUUACGGUUAGAAAUAUUCAUUGCCCGAAGUGUCUUUUUGCAGACUGAAAACCUUUACUUCAUGAAUUGAAUAAUCAUUACAGCAGAUUACCCCCUGUUUUUUUACCGCAGUUGUAAAUUGUAAGAGUCUCACUCACGACAAACCUCGCCUUCUUCAUCCCCAUCGGCAGCUGUAAAUCUAUAAACAGGGUACAUUAGCCACAAUGAAUGUUUCCGUACCAGAAUGAUAGUUACUUCUGGCAUAUUCCUAGU